AUGUGGAAGCAACUGCUCAAACUUAGAGACAUUGCUAAAACUUUCCUCUCUUGCAAAAUUGGCGAUGGAACUUCGUGCUCCUUCUGGUUUGAUAAUUGGACACCCUUUGGUGAUCUAAUUACUUUCUUGGGGCCAGAGGCACAUCGACGAAUGGGGCUCCCUUUAGACUCAACAGUGGCCAAGGCUCGUUCUACCAAUGGAUGGAUUUUCAGGGGUGCACGCACUAACAAUGCUCAGCUCCUCCUUUCCCAUCUCGCUGAGAUUGAUAUUCAACUGGAUGUUAAAGACAUCUACUUAUGGGCAAAGCCGAAUGGAGAGCCUCAACAGCGCUUCAACUUCUAUGACACUUGGGUUCUUUGUAAGGCCCCUUCUCAGGAGGUUAGCUGGCACAAGCAGCCACGAUUUAUGGAGAUGGUGCUUGGAAAAAAUGAGAAUUCCAUUCACAAGGCUCACUACUUGGGAACGCCUCCUCAUGUGGCUGCGAUCGCCUAA
Capsella rubella is the source of this 492-nucleotide messenger RNA. RefSeq lists its product as uncharacterized. The transcript is spliced from 2 exons. NCBI's taxonomy places the organism in Eukaryota, Viridiplantae, Streptophyta, Magnoliopsida, Brassicales, Brassicaceae. The record is from RefSeq and is a predicted model, not a curated record. The coding region runs from base 1 to 492 and encodes 163 amino acids.